UUCUUCCUCAUUCUCUCUACACUCACACUCCUAAAACUUCUUCAUCUUCUUCUCUCAAAUUCGUACGGAGCAAUUUCUUCGAUCUUCAUCGCUUUUGAUGAACACUGAAAUGGAAGAAGACGCAGGGAAUGGAGGAUUUCGGAAACGCAUGAGAGCAUCUGAUGAAGAUGGAAAAGGAGAUUCGAGAGAUGGAAUUAGUCUUGAUAAUACCAUUGAGAAUGAAGAAACUGACACGAAACUUGUUGCUUCUGAUGAGAUGGAACUUAACAUUGCUCAAAUUCUCGAUAAGAUUGAGAGCUUCACACAAACUGUUUCUAACUUGCUGGAAACUGGGAAGACAAUGUUUAAGGAACUCAGUAACGAAUUCGAAGAACGCUUGAUCAUGAUACACAAGGAACAUGUUGAGAAAUGGCAGGAGGAGAUCAAGGAAUUGCGUUUGCUUGAUGCAUCAAACGAGGAGACUACUUCCCUCUUACACAACGCUCGCUAUCUGAUUCAGAAUCCUAGCAUCGAGCAAUGAGGUAAACAGUCUAAAACCCUAUCAAGAAGUACUAUCAGCCAUUACUAAGAACAGAUUAUCUUCUGUCGUCCAAUGGUGUAAGAAGUCCUAUAUAUUACUUUAGAUCAACAUAUGGUUGGUUUGGGAAUUUUAGAUUUGCACAAUUUCAAAAACUAUAUGAUUUCUUGAAGGAAACAUAGAACUAGCUUAUUAUCAUGAAUCUUCUCAGCUAAAACCAGAAUUGUGUUUGCUUC
Messenger RNA from Arabidopsis lyrata subsp. lyrata, 753 nucleotides. RefSeq lists its product as uncharacterized. The record is from RefSeq and is a predicted model, not a curated record. The transcript has 5 exons. Lineage: Eukaryota; Viridiplantae; Streptophyta; Magnoliopsida; Brassicales; Brassicaceae. The coding region runs from base 98 to 520 and encodes 140 amino acids.